Molecule: messenger RNA, 360 nt
Organism: Hyaloperonospora brassicae
Lineage: Eukaryota; Oomycota; Peronosporomycetes; Peronosporales; Peronosporaceae
Source: the annotation of a GenBank genome assembly
AUGGCGACCUCGGGCGACAAGCGGCUGUACCCCCACCUCGCAACGACUCACGAGGAGGUGCCCAGGCACGUCCAGCCCGAUACGUCCCGCGAUGCCGAGUUGGCCCGCCAGCUCCAGAACGACGAGGGCGGCCACGUGAUGGCCGUAGCACAGCCUGUCGAGCCGAUCGAGAUGCCAUACAAGUGCGGCAACUGUGGCAUGACCCAUGUCGUACGCAAUGUGGCGCACGGCUCGGUGUUCUACUGCACAGCAUGCGGCGCGCAGAAUCAGAUCCUCUUGGAACAUCGUCGCCCGACGGUCGUCGUCAGCGACCACGCGUAUGGCUUUGUGCCGAUCCCGCUCUUUUGCAGCGUCAUGUAG